Messenger RNA from Triticum aestivum (bread wheat), 406 nucleotides. RefSeq lists its product as uncharacterized. The record is from RefSeq and is a predicted model, not a curated record. The transcript has 2 exons. NCBI's taxonomy places the organism in Eukaryota, Viridiplantae, Streptophyta, Magnoliopsida, Poales, Poaceae. The coding region runs from base 21 to 374 and encodes 117 amino acids.
AAGAAAUUGGAGUGCGGCCCAUGAGUGAGGAAUAUCCUCUUUCUUUUUGGGCCAGGGUCCGGCCAUGGGCACGUCCCACCGCCGGCCGGCCUCCGUGCUCCGGCCACCGACGCGUCCCCGUCGGCGUCCAACUCCAAGCCCAAGCCGCGCCGACCGACCGACCUCUCGGCGUCCUCCUCCCCCUCGCGAGCUCUGCUAGGUGCUCGUUCCCCCCGCUGGUCUACCUACAUCGACCACCAGUGCUCACCGUGCCUCAGGGGCAAGAAAAGGAUUCAGAGGAGGGCCAAGUUCCCGCACACCACAUGUUCGAUGAAAUGCCCACCAAGGAGCCGACCCAUGCUCUAAUCUGUACUAGUACAAUGCCCGUGGGCUAGAAUAACAAUAAAUGAAUCAAAUAAAUGACUAA